Messenger RNA from Cyphellophora attinorum, 432 nucleotides. RefSeq lists its product as uncharacterized. NCBI's taxonomy places the organism in Eukaryota, Fungi, Ascomycota, Eurotiomycetes, Chaetothyriales, Cyphellophoraceae. The transcript has a single exon. The record is from RefSeq and is a predicted model, not a curated record. The coding region runs from base 1 to 432 and encodes 143 amino acids.
AUGCAAGUCGGACCCUGGACUCCAGCCAUCUGGCUCUUGGCAACACUCUCGCAUGCCUCUCCAAUUCAAGUCGACCUCAGAGAGGUGGCUAAAAGCACGAAAGCCCUCGAUGAGCGGCAAUCCUUCGACUUGACCGCCCUAACCUACUCGCCAUUUAAGACUACCUCGAUUGACACGCCAAAAGCCAAGUGUAGCGCGACGAUGUGGUUGGCGAAUGACUUCGUCAACACGCGGGUCUGUCUGUCGCAAAGCUGGGAAUGCACCUUCGUGGACCCCAACACCACUGUCUUCUCGGUCAUCGGAAAGAGCGUGUCGCAGACGAUGACAUGCGAGGGUGGCCGGGGCCAGUCGUCCAUGAGCUGCAUCAGUGCCAAGAUAUGUGAGCAUGGGAUAGUACCGAGCUAUUGGGGCAUCGACAUCUACACGAAGUGA